Messenger RNA from Sorghum bicolor (sorghum), 1358 nucleotides. RefSeq names its product peroxidase 2. Lineage: Eukaryota; Viridiplantae; Streptophyta; Magnoliopsida; Poales; Poaceae. The record is from RefSeq and is a predicted model, not a curated record. Gene Ontology annotation, biological process: response to oxidative stress; hydrogen peroxide catabolic process. Gene Ontology annotation, molecular function: heme binding; peroxidase activity. The coding region runs from base 88 to 1065 and encodes 325 amino acids. The transcript has 2 exons.
AAACACUCCAUUGUCCCUCAAUCAUCACACAGAGAGCCUGAACCUGUCUCCAGAUUUCUGAAAGCUUUGUAUAGCUUACACCGAGACAUGGCAAUGGCGACCCCAACGUGCCAGGCCUUAGUGAUCAUCCUGAUCGCUGUAGCUGCUGCAAUGAGCACGGCGUCUGGUACAGCAUUGCAGUACGACUUCUACAAGUCGUCGUGCCCAAAAGCCGAGGAGGCUGUCCGCAACGCCACUCAGAAGAUCAUCUCCAACGACCCCACCAUGGCUGCCGCCUUUGUGCGUCUCUUCUUCCAUGACUGCUUCGUCAGGGGUUGUGACGCUUCCAUUCUGCUCGACCAGUCCAAUAGCAACUCACAGCCUGAGAAGUUAGCCAUCCCGCUACGUGGUUACGCCGAAGUGAACAUGAUCAAGGGGGCCGUGGAGGCCGAGUGCCAAGGCGUCGUCUCCUGUGCCGACAUCCUCGCCUACGCGGCGCGCGACUCCGCCAUCCUCUCCGGCGGCUUCGGCUUCGCCAUGCCCGGCGGCCGGCGCGACGGAUUCGUGUCCAACUCGAACAACAUUUUUGGGAACCUCCCUGCCCCCAACAUGCAGGUCCAGGACCUCAUCACAAGCUUCAACAACAAGGGCCUCAGCUCCACUGACCUGGUGGCGCUCUCCGGCGCACACUCCUUUGGCCAAACGCACUGCUCCUUCGUCACGCCCCGGCUGUACCCCACCGUGGACACGACCAUGAACGGCAGCUUCGCCCAAGGGCUCAUGGCAGUGUGCCCAUCGCAAGGCGGUGGCGGCACCGUGCUGAACAACAACCGUGUGACAGAUCCCAACAGGCUGAGCAACCAGUAUUACACCAACUUGGCCACCGGGCAGGUGAUGUUCACGUCGGACCAGACGCUGACGAGCAACGCCACCACCAACAAGAUGGUGCAGGACAAUGCUGCCGACCCGGUCGCAUGGAUGGCACGGUUCGCGGCGGCGAUGGUGAAGAUGGGAGGUAUCCAGGUGCUCACCGGCAACCAGGGUGAGAUCAGGAGAGUCUGUGGCGCCACCAACAGUGGUAACUGAGGCUGGAAAGCAAGAUCCACUGCUAUUAGUUGUUUCCACCACUGUUACUCUUGCAUUGCAUAUAUGAGUUGCAGAUUAAUCCCAGUGCAACAUGAAGUUGUUUUUGUUGAUGCUGCUCUUCUAGCUUCAAAGAUGUACAAUUAAUUGAUUGAUUUCAUUCUCUUUUCCCAUUUUAGAUUUAAAUCUGUUUCUAGUGCCAUUUAUAUAAUGUUCCAUGGAGGUGCACAAGUUACCAUUCAUAAGGUUGCCCUUUUUUAAUCUUGACAUCACACUAUGCUCCCUAGCUUGGAAGA